Molecule: messenger RNA, 3163 nt
Organism: Drosophila novamexicana
Lineage: Eukaryota; Metazoa; Arthropoda; Insecta; Diptera; Drosophilidae
Product: zinc finger protein 829
Exons: 5
Coding region: 344-3091 (915 amino acids)
Biological process (GO): regulation of transcription by RNA polymerase II
Cellular component (GO): nucleus
Molecular function (GO): DNA-binding transcription factor activity; RNA polymerase II cis-regulatory region sequence-specific DNA binding
Source: RefSeq, a predicted model, not a curated record
UGUAUUUGACGUUCUCAGAGAGCGCCGCAUAACGGAGCUGCGCACUGCUCAACCUUUUGUGCGUAGCGGAUCAUGAUUUCGACAUUCUUAUAAGCAGAGAACAUUCGAACACAACAACAGUUGUCGCUUGCCGGCUGUUUGCAACGCACUCGAAAUAAGAGGUCUCCGCGUAGCAUUGCUCUUUGCGCUCGUCGUUCGGUUGUUAUGUUGUCGUGGGCGCGCAACGGACCAAUAAUAAUUAAAUAAUAAAUAAGGAACAUUGCGAUUAGAAGAGAGUGCGUGCCGUUUAAGGAGUGUGUGCGUUCCGGGCAACGGGCAACGAUUCAACAAGAAUUGAUGUGCGAUGGCGCUGGAAAUAACAAACUCAAUAUUAUCGCUGCAGCCAGCAGUUGAGGCUGAAACACUGGCGCCGCAGUCAUUCCACUGGCAGCUCGAGGAUUACGCAUACUUUCACAAGUGCGGAGAGAUAACCAGCUCGCCGGACGUACAAUGCUUUGGCUUCAAUUGUGCUUUCUGCCCGGCGAUUUGCCUGCAGCUAUCGGUUUUCAUCGAUCACAUACGCGGCCAGCACAUGCAGGACAUGCGCCGGCGCUACGAGGGCGCCGAUGAGAAAAUCGAACAAACAACGCAAACAGACUUCAACUUAAUGAUAAGGGACAUGCAUCGGGAACAAAUGGACACAACUCCAGCUCUGACAACUGCAAUGGCCACAACAAAUACGCGCAUGGACAAACGCGCAAAGAAACCGAAUUGGAGCGAGGCGCAGGGCGCGGGGCUCUUAGACAUGGGCCUGGACCUGGGCCUAGACCUGGUUAACAUGGUGCAGGCCCAGGGGCUGCCAAAGACAAGCAACAACAAUGCAACGUUAUUCCAGCUUGGCAACACGAACCCAAAAACAACAACAACAACAACAGCAACGUCGACACCAGCCGACCUGGACUUCGUUUAUGUUAUGGAAAAUCCAUUGCCACCCUCGCCCCCACCAUCGGCUGACAUUUCGAGUGACGGGAACAGUCCGUCGCGACUGCACCAGCUACAUCCGUUCGAAAUGUUGCACGAGGCGGUCUCUUCAGUCGAGCACACGGCCACACCCACGCUGUUCGAGGCGGUCUCCAGAGGCGGCCACACUGGCGUCGCACCGCCCCGUUAUGAGACGCGGCGCGUGGCAAUGCAGCGCAAGCUGCGCGACGCGGAAAAACAAACCGCAGAAGAGGGGCAACAGCAGCGCCAGCAUAUGGAGGAGAACGUUGGAAUGCUGGAGCUGACGCCGCCAGCCACGCCGCCAACACCCAUGCCGCCCACCUCGCCGACGAGCAGCGUCGCGAGCAGCGUUGACUUGAAGCUGCGCACGCGUCGCGAGCUGGAACGCAAUCGGGAAUUCGUGUGCUCCCUGCUGGUGGCCUACGAGCGGAACGAGAAACUCUGGAAUCCCAAGCACCCGGACUACAAGUACAAUGCCAAGCGCAGCGUCUAUAGUGAGCUAGCCACACCACUUCAGGCCGUCUUUCAGAUACCACUGACCGGCGCCGAAAUCUUUGCCGUGCUCAAGGAGCUGCGUGGACGCUAUCGUCGCGAACUCAGCAAAGUCAACUCCUUGGGUGGCAAGUACAAAACGCGUCUGUGGUACUUUGAGAAGAUGCAUUUCUUACGUGGCGUCAUCGAGCACAAGCGUGCCGAAAGGGAGGCAAAGAGCGAGUCGACGGAGAGUGAAAAAUCAAGUGAAACGGAUAGCGAAUCGACAACAAAGUCGGCGCAGUAUCGUGAAGUGCUCAGUUGCAUAAUAGAUGCGUUUAGGCGCCAAGAAAGUCUGUGGAAUCCGCAACACUUUGACUACAACAACUGCUGCAAGAAGGAACUGUACCGGGAGAUCUCAGCGGAGCUGCUGGAGGAGCUCAACUAUGAGAUGACUGGCGAGGAGUGCUACAAGGAGUUGCAGAAAUUGCGCACUCGCUAUCGCAAGGAACUGCGCAUGGUGAUCAAGCACAAGGGUCUCUAUCUGCCAAAGCUUUGGUGCUACGAUGAGCUAGAGUUCCUGCAAAAGAUACUCCAGGAUCAGAUCUUCAAUAAGAUAAGCAAGAAAAAGGGCGUGGUGGAAACGAAUCACAGGACCAAGUUUAUUGAUUCCAGUAGCAUAAGUUUUGUCACGCAGGACGACCAGCUGCAGUUCGUGGAAAUCUAUCGCAACUAUCCGGCAUUGUGGGACGUGGAUCAUCCUGACUUUCGCUCAAAUGCCUAUCGUAGUCAGGCUUUGGCCCAAAUGCUGGACGAGCUGAACACCACUUUUCAAUGCUCGUACACUUCGGCAGAGCUGGAGAAGACGCUGUUCGAGCUAAGAAAGGAUUUUUCAGCACAGAAACGGAAAAUCCUUACCAAUGCCUCGGGCUCCAGUAGUGUUCCGCUGCUACAUGCGAAGCUUGGUCAGUUUCUCGAACCGAAUCUGGGCCCCUUUCGCUGUGAUGUCUGCGCAGAGUUGGUUAAGACCUGCGACCAGUACAAGGUUCACCGCGCUGGCCAUGACGGGACACAGCCCUUUAUUUGCACGCUGUGCGGCAAGGGCUUUCAAAUGCCGUGCAAUCUGACCGUACAUAUACGCCGCCACAGACACGACUUCCCGUACGCCUGCGAGCAGUGCGAUAAGCGCUUUGCCACCUCCACCGAGGUGGCCAUACAUAUGCGCACCCAUACCGGCGAGCGACCCUACAUUUGUGAUCUGUGCGGCAAGUCGUUCAAGACGUGGUCCUUCUUCGACAUUCAUCGGCGCACGCACCUCAAUCAGUCAUCCUUCCAUUGCCCCAUCUGCGACAAGGGCUUCUAUGAGAAGAACCGCUUCACCGACCACAUGAACGCCCAUCUGAACAUUCGCAAGCAUUUGUGUACAGUGUGCGGGAAGACAUUUACCACAUAUGGCAACCUGAAGAAGCACACCGAACUGCAUCUGGCCGUGAAGAAGUACAAGUGUACAGCUUGUGGCAAGCGUUUUGCGCAGUUCGCCAGUCUGCGCUGGCACAAAAAGCGUGAGCAUACCUCGGAGCAGCAACAGCUGCAGCUGGAAGAGGUCGAGCUGGAGGUGGAAGCCGACGCGCAGCUAUAGAUCCCUUCGUGUUUACAAAGCCAUUUAAGAAGUUAGUUUAAUAACCAAGUACUUAGAGAUACUCACUGUAAC